AGCAACAGACAAGUGUACAGGAGAGAGGGGAAGUAACAGGGCAUCAAGAGAAAGGGACUGAUGAUGACAGAAACAGAAGUAGAAAAAUUCAAAUGAGAAGAUUUUAUAGUGGAAAAACUUAGUAAGAGAUUCUGCAUAAAAGAUAUUAAUAGGAGGAAUGAGACAAAAAUAUGCAAGAAAAGGUAAAAAGGACCAGUGAAAGUGUAGUUAGGGUUUAAUCAGAAGCAGUGUGAGCUGCAUGGGAAGAGAGGGUGGGAGACAGGUAAGAGAGAUUUAGAGGGAGGGGAGAAAAAAGUAAAGAAAAUUGAAGAAAGAAGGAACGACUACAGUGAACAAGACAGGCAAAUGCUGCCGACAACCUUGGAACCCUGCUGAAGCACUAGCUGUCUGGACCCUACCAUGCCCAUCUCCUGUGAGAAUGCCACGAGAGUACAUGAGAAUAGCCACCCUGCAAUCAGCACCCUGAUGUUUGCUGCUGGGGUGGUGGGCAAUCUUUUAGCUCUGGGCAUUCUAGGUGUGCAUCGGAGAGAAAGGAGAGCCCGUGCAUCACCAUUCUGGGUUCUAGUGACUGGUCUGGCAGUGACAGACCUCCUGGGCACUUGUAUACUAAGCCCUGUAGUCUUUGUUUCUUAUGCUCAACAGUCAUCCAUCCUGGCACUGGGCGCAGCACCUCUUUGCCAUCUCUUUGCUUUUGCCAUGACCUUCUUCAGCUUAGCUUCUAUGAUGCUCCUCUUUUGUAUGGCACUGGAGCGGUGCCUGGCAAUCAGUCAUCCCUACAUGUAUUCUCAACAUGCCUGGGGACACCGUCUGGCCCAUGCUGCCAUUCCUGUUUCCUAUGUUCUGGGAGCCCUACUCUGUGCUCUGCCUCUGGUCGGAGUAGGGGAACAUAAACAGUAUUGCCCAGGCACUUGGUGUUUCAUCAGAAUGACAGUACCAGGAGACAGGGAGAGUGGAGCACUAGCCUUUUCCUUGCUUUAUGCCAGUCUUACUGGGCUUCUCAUUGUGGCCAUAGUUAUUUGCAAUACCUCAGUGACUGCCAGCCUUUGUCAAAUGCGGAAAGGACAGAAGGCGCGAAGAGGCUCCUUGCGCAGAUGUGGUGCUCGUGGCUGGCUUCUGGGAGCAGGAGAGGAGGAGUUGGAACAUUUAAUCCUCUUGGCACUGAUGACCGUUAUUUUCAUGGUGUGCUCUGUACCCUUAACUCUGCGUGCUUUUCUAGGUGCACUUUAUGAAGAUGAUAAUGAAUCAGGAGAUCUACUGGCAUUUAGAUUCAGUGCCCUCAACCCCAUCCUAGACCCAUGGAUCUUCAUUAUCUUCCGAGGAUCUGUAUUCAGGAAGCUCCGUUCUUUGCUUUGCUCUGGAUGGAGCCACACUAACAAACCAACAUGUGUCACUAGUUUCCUGGAACCUUCCAGCCCAGGAUUCAUACCGAGAUCACCGGAAUUGGUGCCGGUGGGCGACACACACUGUGCGGGGAAUGUUCCAAGAGAUUCUGAAAGAGAAGGCAUGGUUGAACGAGAGGCUGCUUUACUUCCUCCACCACAAUAAGAUUUCAUACGUGUGCAACAGACUGCAGUUGGCAAGAGAACUGAAACAAAAGUCAAACUUUUACCUAAAGGGGAAGCCGUGGUGAAGGACACAGACUAAGAUGUUCUUAAUAUGCAAAAAAGGACUCUCAUAUACAUUGAGGGAACAUUUUAAAGUCAAUGCCCUUUUUAACCCAGACAAAGACUUCAUCAAAGAGGUUGUAAUUUAAAGCUUUUGGGUCUCAAAAAGGAGAUCCCUGAGUAAACCAGGACACAUGCAACCCCUUUAUCAAUCAGACCAGUCACCUUAACACAUUUUUGGUUCAAGCCACCCUUUUGAGUCUAAUACUUGGUCAAAGACGUACAAAAUUACUGGUCCCAGCGCAUAGAUUCAAAUGUGGUAUCGCUGCAAAUUCCUAGGAGCCUGUGCCACACUCCCAAAGGUAUACGAUAAAGUCAGAAUUGAUGGAAUAAACAGCUUCAAAGCAGUAAUUUCAAACUGCAUGUGUUUUUAUUGUGCAGUGC
Xenopus laevis (African clawed frog) is the source of this 2048-nucleotide messenger RNA. RefSeq names its product prostaglandin I2 receptor L homeolog (gene ptgir.L). Bases 400 to 1545 code for a protein of 381 amino acids. Gene Ontology annotation, molecular function: prostacyclin receptor activity; G protein-coupled receptor activity. Gene Ontology annotation, cellular component: plasma membrane; membrane. The record is from RefSeq and is a predicted model, not a curated record. Gene Ontology annotation, biological process: inflammatory response; signal transduction; G protein-coupled receptor signaling pathway. The transcript is spliced from 2 exons. Lineage: Eukaryota; Metazoa; Chordata; Amphibia; Anura; Pipidae.